CUCCUUUGUCUGAGUCCUUUCGGUCCUCUGCCUAGUUAUUUAUUUAUUUCCUUUUCGUUUGUGGGGUAUAUUUUUAUAUAUCCUUAUCUCUCGGUUUUUGAAUGACAUUCGAUUCCGACACAUAUAUGCCUAAAAGCAAAGCCCCCAAAAUGGAUGAUCUGGACUACAUCCCAGCGGACCUGAGCCCAGAGGAGCGCUCCGAGCUGGAGGAGAUCCGGCGCAGGAAAGGAGCGCUGUUUCUGGAGAUCCAGCGACUGAAAGAGGAGCUGAGAGAAGCCAUUAUUGAGGUGGAGGGGCUGGAGAGCAGCACAGAGGGCAGUAAAACAUUACAGAAGAGUCGACAUGUGGCCAUGGGCAGGAAAAAAUUCAACAUGGACCCGAAAAAGGGCAUUGUGUUCCUAGUGGAGAAUGAGCUCCUCAGACACACUUCAGAGGACAUUGCCCAGUUUCUGUACAAAGGAGAAGGACUCAAUAAAACGGCAAUAGGAGACUAUCUGGGUGAAAGAGAUGACUUCAAUAUCAAAGUGUUGCAGGCUUUUGUUGAUCUUCACGAAUUCACGGAUCUGAACUUGGUACAGGCACUUCGGCAGUUCCUGUGGAGCUUCCGCUUGCCCGGCGAGGCGCAGAAGAUCGACAGGAUGAUGGAGGCCUUUGCACAGAGAUACUGUCACUGCAAUCCUGGAGUCUUCCAGAGCACAGACACCUGUUACGUGCUGUCGUUUUCCAUCAUCAUGUUGAACACCAGUCUGCACAACCCUAAUGUGCGGGACAAGCCCACGGUGGAGCGCUUCAUCAGCAUGAACAGAGGCAUCAACGACGGAGGAGAUUUACCCGAGGAGCUGCUCAGAAUCCGCUGUGAGCGUGGACCCCUUCUACGAGAUGCUUGCAGCCAGGAAGAAACGCAUUUCUCUAAAGAAGAAAGAAGAGCAACCCUGAAAGACUUCACCGUCAUGAAUCUGCGUAAAUCUCCAUCCUCGUCUCACGCUCCCUCCGCUCUCACAGUUCCAGUUCCUGCUAUCAAGAGCAUUUUACUGCACGAAGAUCGUGGUCUGAUGAAGACUUUUGGAGAGUCUAAAUCUGGGCAUUCUUGA
Messenger RNA from Sinocyclocheilus grahami, 1091 nucleotides. Its product is annotated as cytohesin-2-like. NCBI's taxonomy places the organism in Eukaryota, Metazoa, Chordata, Actinopteri, Cypriniformes, Cyprinidae. Gene Ontology annotation, molecular function: guanyl-nucleotide exchange factor activity. Gene Ontology annotation, biological process: regulation of ARF protein signal transduction. The record is from RefSeq and is a predicted model, not a curated record. The transcript is spliced from 10 exons. Bases 102 to 1091 code for a protein of 329 amino acids.